Molecule: messenger RNA, 1477 nt
Organism: Striga asiatica
Lineage: Eukaryota; Viridiplantae; Streptophyta; Magnoliopsida; Lamiales; Orobanchaceae
Source: the annotation of a GenBank genome assembly
UCAAAAUAUAGGCUGAAGAUGUAUAUAAAAACGGAAAAACUUGUGGAGAACUGAUAAAAUUGGAUAACAUCUCAGUCUGUAGUCUGCUACUCCUUCCCCCGUCGACAAUGGCAGCCACAGCAUCUCUCUCGUCAAUCUCCUUUCUUUCCUCCUCAAUUUUCCUCUCCAACCCCAACCAUUCUCGCACCGACCUCAAUUUCCUCAAACCCAAAUCCAAUCUCAGAUUGCGGGUUUCCUCCGCCACCACUAUCCGCUGCGAACUGGCCACCCUCCCCGUCCUCUCCUUCGACGGGACCCAGGUCGGCACCGCCGCCCUCAACCUCAAGUCCGCCCCCUCUGAUACCGCUCGCGCCGUCGUCCACCGCGGCAUCACCACCGACCUCACCAACAACCGCCGCGGCACCGCCUCCACCCUCACCCGCGCCGAGGUCCGCGGCGGGGGUCGGAAACCCUACGGUCAGAAGAAGACAGGCAAUGCCCGGCGCGGGUCGCAGCGGACCCCUCUCCGCCGUGGAGGCGGCGUCAUCUUCGGGCCGAAGCCCAAGGACUGGUCCGUCAAGAUAAACAAGAAGGAAAAGAGGCUUGCCAUCUCCACUGCCAUCGCUAGUGCAUCUGAGAACACCAUUGUUGUCGAGGAUUUUGAGGACAAGUUCGAGAAGCCAAAGACCAAGGAGUUCAUAGCCAUGUUGAGAAGGCUGGGGCUGGACCCGAAGAAGAAAUCGAUGUUCCUGUUGACCGAGCUCUCGGAUAAUGUGAGGCUGUCGAGCAGGAAUGUCGGGACUCUGAAAAUGCUGACGCCCAGGACACUCAACUUGUUCGAUAUUUUGGACUCACAGACUUUGGUUCUCACAAAAGGGGCCGUCGAGUUCUUGAACGAGAGGUAUGGGGAUUUCAGCGAGGAUGAUGAAGAAGAGUAUGAGCUGGAAGAAUGGGAGGAUGCUGAUGAAGGAUCUGAGGUAGAAGAGAAUCCUGAUACAACAGAUUGAUGCUGUCAUCUACAUUUCAUGAUCUCUUCGAAAGUCCUUCCUUGUAUUAUACAAGCGGGUCAAAAAAACUCUAGAGUCGCCAAAAACUACCAUCAAAAUUUAUUUUGUGCAGAUUGUAUCAGGUUGCAGGCUGAUAAACAAAAUUCCUAAGCAAGAUGCGCACCUAUCUCAAAUUUAUCUUAUCUUUCGUAUAUUCUUGUCAUUUUGACUCGUUAGUUGACAUGGUUGGUAUAAUGCAUAAUAUAGUCACACUUUACCGCUCAUUAAUUAUGUCAACUCAUUUAUAUAGGCUGCCUCUCUUCUAGAUUUUGGCACUCUCAUGUCUCUAAAUCUUUGCAAUUGUGUCCCUGUUCUAUAUAGGCUGCCUCUCUUCUAGAUUUUGGCACUCUCAUGCCUCUCUUAUAAAGUGUGAUCUUUCUUGACAUCUUGAAGAUAUCUAUGAAGUAACAUUUACAGAUGACAAACACCACAUCUCGAAAUUAUUGGAAAUG